CUGUAUGCACGCAGUCACAAAUACUUUUACUCCGCGCUUUUAAUCCGUGCCGUACAGUGCUCGUAUCACAUAACCGUUCGUCGCCUACGCGUGGACUGCUGCUGCUGUUGUUGCUGCUGCCGCCGCUCUUUUCCUUCCACUCAUAUAAUAUUAUUUAAUAUAUUGUACUGCGACCGAUCCGGACUCGAUGGCCACGUCGUCGUCGUUCGCGCAAAUAUGGUCGGGCGUACAAGUCGAGUACGACGACAGCAAGCUGACAACCGACGCACCCCACUCGCCGCCCACGCCGAUAGUGCACCGGACGUCCAAGCCCAAGACUUACCCGCAACAGGUGGGGUACAAAUGGCAAAUCGUGUGGCGCAACGUGAUCGGCUUCGUCGUAUUGCACUCGAUCGCCGUCUACGGGUUUUACCUAGUGUUCAGCGGACACGUCCAAAUAAAAACCAUACUGUUCAUGUUAGUGGUGGCGGCGUGUAGCGCUUUGGGCAUAACGGUCGGCGCCCAUCGGCUUUGGGCUCACCGGUGUUACAACGCACGUCUGCCGAUGCGAGUGCUGUUGGCCGUGUUCCAGACCCUGGCGUUCCAAAACCACAUAUACGAAUGGGUCCGGGACCACCGAGUCCACCACAAGUUCACCGACACGGACGCCGACCCACACAACUCGUCUCGAGGAUUUUUCUUCUCGCACAUGGGCUGGCUGAUGGUCCGCAAGCACCCGGAUGUGUCGGCCAAGGGUUGCGCGGUCGAGAUGAAAGACCUGGAAGCCGAUCCGGUGGUCAUGUGGCAGAAAAAAUAUUACUUAUGGCUAGUUCCCGUGGUGACGUUCCUGAUACCGUCUUUCGUUCCAUACUGGUUUUGGCAAGAACGUUUUUGGUACGCGUUCGCUGUGGUCGGCGUCACUCGUUACAUGAUAUCGUUACACUUCACGUGGCUGGUUAACAGUGCUGCUCAUAUAUGGGGCACAAAACCAUACGAUAAGAACAUCACACCCACCGAGAACCCUACCGUGGCGCUUUUGGCGUUCGGCGAGGGAUGGCACAACUACCACCACGCGUUCCCGUGGGACUACAAGGCGGCGGAGCUGGGCAACUACCGGUUGAACUUCAGCACGGCGUUCAUCGACGGAUGCGCGAGGCUCGGUCUGGCGUACAACCUGAAGACGGCCAACGCCAGUCUGGUGGAGAAGCGGUCGCGCCGGACGGGCGAUGGCACCAAGCGACACCACCACCAGCACCACAAUCACCACCACGUGGAGGGUGGCGUCUGGGGAUGGGGCGACGAGGACAUGGCCGAAGACGACAAACGGGUCGCACAAGUGAUCGACUGACGGCUUGACCGCGGCGGACUUCCGGUCGGCUAGACCAAUUUUUAUGUUUUUUAUUGUAUAUGUAUAUAUUUUAUAUAUAUAUAUAUAUAUACGUACACAUUCCUCCGAAAUCACGUGUACACCUAUCGAUAUUAUGUAAUAUUUAAGUGUAUAUCGUAUCAAUCAUACCCUUCGAGACAACGUCCUCCUAGUUUGUACGGUGUAAUUUAAUCUUUUUUGUUUUAUGUACUAGACG
Molecule: messenger RNA, 1562 nt
Organism: Myzus persicae (green peach aphid)
Lineage: Eukaryota; Metazoa; Arthropoda; Insecta; Hemiptera; Aphididae
Product: acyl-CoA Delta(11) desaturase-like
Exons: 5
Coding region: 188-1327 (379 amino acids)
Biological process (GO): unsaturated fatty acid biosynthetic process
Cellular component (GO): endoplasmic reticulum membrane
Molecular function (GO): iron ion binding; stearoyl-CoA 9-desaturase activity
Source: RefSeq, a predicted model, not a curated record